Malurus melanocephalus (red-backed fairy wren) is the source of this 6012-nucleotide messenger RNA. It is a transcript of the gene TC2N, whose product is annotated as tandem C2 domains, nuclear. Lineage: Eukaryota; Metazoa; Chordata; Aves; Passeriformes; Maluridae. Bases 171 to 1640 code for a protein of 489 amino acids. Gene Ontology annotation, cellular component: nucleus. The transcript has 12 exons. The record is from RefSeq and is a predicted model, not a curated record.
AGCGCACCUGGCGGGCGGCGGGGCGGCACUGCCCGCCUGCGGACGGAGCGGCGGCAGCGCGGGGACAGCGGCGGCGGCGGCACAGGGGACGGCGAGAGCGCUCCCAGCAGGUUUGAUAGCUGCACUGGAUCACUGAUUGAGGCCCCCUUUAAAUUGUAACACUGAAAACAAUGGCAACAGAAUGUAUAAAAACCUGCUGUAAAUGGUGUUUCUGCAUGGACAAGGAAAAUAAUGAUCCAGUUUCCAUGGUGCAGGAAUCUGAAGCAGGAGCUGCAAGCAAGCCAACUAUUGUAGAGAAGCCUCCAUUGUCUUCUGUGUCAGUGAAGCGUCAAGUUGGCUGUUCUGAGGAUUAUUUGCUCUCUAAACUGCCCCUGGAUGGUCAGGAGGUACCGUUUGUGGUCCCUCCAUUCAAACUGGCUUAUGUGCAGCCAAAGAACCUCCCCAGUAUCUCACACGCUGGAGGGAUUAAAGAGUCAGCCAGAGCCUCGUUUGGUGACCGGAAGGCAGAACUGCACAGCGUGUUCCAGUGGCCCCGCUAUGAYGUGUACAACCCCUUCUAUCUGGAGCAUCGCGUUUCGCCAGAUCUCGUCAGGCGCUUCCAGGCUAAAUCAGAUAGCAGGAAAUUAUACGGGUCAGUUAGUGAUUUAAGAUCCAGUGCUCUGCCUGGAUCACUUGAUGUGAGUCGUUCUAUGUUUGAUCUCAGGAGCCCACCUCACCGAUUCAUGAGGAGAUACGAUUCAGUCUCCAGUGUACCUAGCAGUAGCUCUUCCAGAAAAGAUUCACAAGGCAGUAACAGGAGUCUGGAUACUAUUACGUUAUCAGGUGAUGAACGAGACUUYGGAAGACUGAAUGUGAAGUUGUGCUAUGUUCCUUCUGUAGAACAAAUUUGGAUCACAGUUUUACAUUGCAAAGACCUGAGCUGGCCUUCUAGCUGUGGGGAAAAUCCUCGGAUCUGUGUCAAGGGAAUUCUCACACUGCCCAAACCAGUGCAUUUCAAAUCUUCUGCCAAGGAGGGCUGCAGUGACAUUGAGUUUAUGGAAACAUUUGUUUUUGCUAUUAAACUGCAAAGCCUGCAGGCUGUCAGAUUGGUAUUUAAAAUCCAGACACAGACUCCCAGGAAAAAAACUAUUGGAGAAUGUUCCUUGGCACUGCGGGAGCUGAGCUCACAGGAAUCAAGUCAUUGGCUGGAUAUAUCUCCUCCUUCCAAAGCACCUGUGUGCCGUGCUGAACUUCAAAUAGGAACUUGUUUUCAAGCAAUAAACAGGAGGAUACAGUUACAGAUUCUUGAAGCGCAAAACCUUCCUGUUUCAUCUACGCCACUCUCUUCAAAUUUCUUUGUGAAAGUCGGCAUGUUUAGUACAGAAGGGAUGAUCUAUAAGAAGAAGACUCGCCUUCUGAAGUCCACAAAUGGCCGAGUGAAGUGGGGAGAAAUGAUGGUUUUUCCAGUUAGCCAAGCAGAACAAGGAAUUAGCUUUCUCAUCAAACUCUACAGCAGAAGCUCAGUGAGAAGAAAACACUUCCUAGGACAGAUCUGGUUAAGUUCUGAUAGCAGCAACAGUGAAGCAGCAGAGCAGUGGAAAGAUACCAUUGCAAAUCCUGAAAAAGUUGUUGUUAAAUGGUACAGCAUUGGUCCAUCUUGAAGACUGGAGAUGAAAUUUGGAACUGAUUUUGCUACAAGAAUUCAUAUGCUGUCUAAAAUAGUAUCAAUAAAAAGAAAAAUACUGUCUAUGCAAGUUCUUCAGAAGUUCUCCACUGCAUCAUGCCUCCAUGGAAAUAGGGAAAAGUCUGUUUCACCAAGAGAAAUACUGGCUAAAUAUUAUUUAAAAGAAGACUUAGGAACUGGAAAAAGCACUUACUUGAUUUCACAAAAUCUGCUUUGACAUAAAAAUGUUUGCCCCUUUUGGGCUUCACAGAAGCACAGAAAUUCGAUUUUGGAUAGAAGCAGCUUGAAUUAACUGUUUCUCUAGUCGCUGACAUUGUCCUCAUCUGCAGCCUUGUCUUUGGCAGAUUCUGAAGUCCAGGGUAUGGGAUGGGUCAGUGGUUUGAUCCUGGGUACCUCUGAGCCUCUGGGGUUGUUGGCACCAUUUGAUCAGAGUAACAUGUGCCUGAGCAAGUGGGAAAACUGUGGCAGUAGGAGAAGGCAUAAAGGGAAGUACACAAUAAGGCAGUACCCACAGGCUUUUCUAAUCUCCRUUGUGGAUGAAGGGUUGUCCAGAACUCUGACAUGCCUGUAGCUUGAGCAUGCUCCCAUCCUUUACUCAAAACAGAGAGAUGGAGAGAUAAAAGUUUCUCUUAGUGAUCUUCACAAGAGGGGCCCUCCAGACUUGCUCUGUUUGGGUAAAUUCUAGUGGGAAUCAAUGGAAUAGUACAAAGAGGCAAUGACCUUGCCUAGGAUCAGAGCCAGUAUUUUUAGAUUACUUUCUUAUAUAGAAUACUUAUAUGUAAACCACUUCCUAUUUAAUCAACAAUGCUCUAGCAUUUGCUUAUAUUGCCAAAACACAGGCUAACGUGUACAAAGGAGUAAGCAAAGAUUACUGACAUAAAUGCUUUUUGAAAUUAAUUAAAAUGUAGCACUGUAAGGGACUCAGACUUUGCUUAGAGGAUGGGCUGCUACUGUAGAAAUAUUUGUUACAUGUCUUGGAUGCUGAAAAAUUGCAUGUGGGAGUGUAUCUUUAUUACUUGUUUCUAGUAAGAAGAAAUUACCAUAUUUUUUAUUGCAAAUUCUAUUUUUCCAACAAAAUCCUAAGAUUAUUUUUUCUAUUCAUUCCCAUAUUUUCAGGUGUUUAUUCACAGUUACUUUUAAGGGGAGAAAAUACCAAGUAUAUAAUUGAUAACGUAUAAAUCUAAAAGCACAGACCUCUUCGCACUGUUUCAAGUACCUGCUUGAAAAAAUACCUAUAUAUUCCAUUAACUUCACUGCUUACAUAUUUACGUGGCUAUCUGGACUGUACAAAUACGUAUGUUUGUAGAGAUGCUGAAAAAAAAUCUACCUUUCUUUAUAACUUGAAUCCGAUUCCACCAUGGGACAGGAACUGGAGUAGCAGUGAGAGCACUCACUGCUGGAAGGCAAAGGAACAUGGGGAGCAGAGAAAACACUGGAACAGGAAAGCACAUCCUCUUCAAGCAUACAGCUCGGAGCAUCUUUACUGCAAGUUUUUUUGUCUUUGAGUGUCAAGAAAAAAAAUGCAAUCUCUUUAGAAUUGUUUUUCAUCAGUUGAUAAUGGAAACUUUUGAAACUUCAACCAUCCAGAUUUUUAUUGUUGAAAUUCAGUGUUUUGAAAACAGAAGGAUAUUCUCAGGCUCAUACAUGUUCUGCUUUUUGACCAGCCAUUAUAAAAGAACUGAAAAAGGUUUUGCGUGUUACUUGGAGAACAAACAUCUGUUCUAGCUCUUACKGACACUCUGCAAAGCUCCCAGUAGGCCCUGAGGAUCUUGACUGACACUGAUAAUUCCCAGCCAGUUACAGCAGUCAGGAGGAGCCUGGCCUGCUGGGUAAAAUGAAAAAAGGAAGUAGGCUGAACUGAUAUUUUUGGAGUAUCUUUAUUUGAAUACAUGGAUCUUUUUUUAUUCAUUGUGGCUGAACAUUUUAUUCAUUGUGGCAGUAAACAAAAGUGCAAAAUAACUGUUUCCUUAUGUAGUAUGCUGUUCUGUUUAAAAGAGAGGACAGGGAAUAUUCCAGUGUUUUGUAGACUUCAAUUACCACAGCAGUGGUUCUACAGAGUUUGCCGACUCACUGGAAACUGUGUAAAAUGGACUUCUGGGGCUGUUUUAGGACACCUACCCUUCUAAAGGCCUAACUAGUCUCUKUUUUCCUAUGUUAAUAUUUAAUCUGUAUGUUUAUAAUAAAAGCUAUGAACAGAAAAUACUUCUCUUUUUUUUCCAGUUGUUUAUACUAACGUUUAGCAGCAUCUCAAAGUGAAGUUCAAGUCCUACUUUUUUCUCUGAGAAAAUGCCAGCURACGAACCCUUGUUUCAUGCAGUGCUGCUGUAGGGGAGUUAACUGCUGACAAAUGGAGGAAACAAAUAAGGCUUCUCCGAGCAAGAUGCACACAGGUACUACAGCACUCUGAAGAACGUACUGUGAAGCACUGRUUCAUCCUGUGCUCAUUCCCAGGCUUUGGCAUGUUCUGCAUUUGUAUGCAUUCAUGUGAGAAUUCAAUGAGUUCAUAAUAUUUGGCUGUUGUCAAACAGUUGUGUUCAUUUCCCUGUCACAUAAAGCACUUUUUAUUGGUGAUUCAUUGGUUCUAGAGCUUAUUGGUAUGGUUGUUAUGUUAGAUAACAGUCCUGAAGAAAAAACAUGAGACAUGGGGAUACACACAUAUUCCCAGCACCAGUCCCUGAGUAAAACUGCCUGUAAAAUAGGCUGUUCCAGAAGGUGUCAUUUCCCUUUGACUGUCUUAAAAUGCAAGCUACAAAUCAGCUGGGACAUCUUGCCUUUUAAAUGCAGAAUAUUAUGCUUUACUGCUUAGUGAGUGCCUCACUAUAAAUAUAUGUGAGACUUUAGCUCCUCCAAAUUCAGCUCCUGGCUUAUUUGAGACUAAGGCAGUUUUCCAGAAAACAAAAAUGAUGCAUCAUUUGAAGACCUAUCCAUGAUAUAAAUUACUAAGGAACUUCAUGUACUCCAGGAUACAUGCAAGAAGAAGGAAAAAGAGGUGUCCUGGAACAUUCUUCUACUGGUCACAGCUGUAUGUUGUCCCUCUAAAGCAUCUUCAGCCACUACUUCAGUUGUUACAUCCAAGUUUACUGUCAUUUAAAAUUCUGUUAAAGCUGUUUUGUCAGUUCACUUUAUUUGUAGAUAAAAGGCACACAUGGUUUAUAGUUGCAUUUGCUCUUGCUUCUAGUUAGUGACUCACCCAWCUUCCUAACCUAAAACAAUUCUGAUGAAAGCAGCAGAGGUUCAGAGCUGCACCGUUAUAUUUUAGUCAGAUCCCAAAGGGAUGUGGAUGAACUAGAAGAACAAUUAUGACCUUAUAUUAAAUGUUAUUCAUAAAGAGAUCUUUGCCUGCAUGGUUAGAAACCAACUACAGACUAAACUUGAUCAGAUUUUCCAAAACGUGUGUGCAUAAUUUCACUGGUUAAUCAAACAAUCCUGUUUUAUUUAUUUAAGUCUAAUAGCAUUCUGUAUGUAAAUGAGGUCAACAAAUUUAUUUUUCAAGUUUUUAUGUCUCAAUGGCCYGGUAUGGCAAGAUAAGUGGGUGUAACAGUUUCUAAACAACAUUAUCAUACUAUGUUAUUUGGAAAAUAAYUGUAUUUGAGUACCCAAUCUUGUGUGAUCACAACAUAAAUAGAGCCAUGUGGUUAAAUCCAUUCAGCAUCUCUGUUUUYUCCUUUUGUUGGCAGAACAUCUGUAUAAAACAAAAGGUGAUUUUGUAAGCAUUCAAUUAAGUACAUAUGCCGUUUGACUUAAAAAUUGUUUGCCUGAUGAAAGUUCCUUUUAGAGUUACCAGUUGAUUUUCCAGUCAAAACAUAAAGUUGUCUAGRAGUUUGGGGCAGGGUUUUCCCACAUCUUAUUUUCAUCCUGCCAMCAUACGUUUGACAUGGCUGCAUAGUUGCAGAAAGCUUGGCAUAAAUCACACUGGACAUGAUAUACCCUCCUUAUUUUUCCAGCUUCUGCUGCAAAAUUACAUCACCAUGUAAAUACAGCCCUGUACAUGAUCUCAUGCUUGGUGCAUGGAAAAAGCCAUCACUAAAAUCAGCACAAUGUGUAACAAACACUGCUCCAGCACAUGUAGGUUCUUUUCUCUAGCUUGUGAUGAGGAACAGGCCAUUGUCUCUCAAUCCAUGGCAGAACUCCCACUGUGUUCAGCAGAAGCAACCAAUUUUCAAAGCUGGUUUMGUGAUGGUAUAAUUUAUCUAACAAAGGAUUACACACAGCCUUUUCCUUUUUCAAUCUAUUUUUAAAAUAGAGUAAUAUAUCUUCACAGUGAUGUUUCUCUAGAAACUGAAUUUCAUGAAAGUGGAUCUUGGAUCUGCUUCUCUUAAUGUAAUGCAAUUCUUCCCAUCAAUUUCAGA